CGUUCGGUUAACUGUCCUUUGCCCGGAGCUGCCUGACGACAAGACCUACACCUCACCUCCCCGCCCCCCGACGACAACCACCACCACACCGCCACAAUGGACGACAAAGACCCCAAAGAGAAGACCAGCAGAGGCCUGUCGCUGCGGAAGAAGAAGACGGCCCGCCCCAAAAUCAGCGCGCCCAAGCAAAUCAGCGGACCCCUCCCCAGCAACCUGCAGCCUGUCACGAUACCGGAGGAGUUUCAACGGAAGGCCAGCGCUGCGAGCGGAUCGUCUUUAGCAGUUCCACGCGAACGAGGACAGCCUGUUGGAGGAAAGACGUCGGACUUGGUCAAGAAGAGAUACUCCACGCGGUUCAAUCAGGUCCAAAAUGACCAGAGUUCCGCGCCUCCUGUGCCAGCCAUGCCCGGCAUACCAGAUCGCAUUCCGCGUGGUCCACCUCCAGUGGAGAAAGAUCUACCACUUGUUACCGGACAGAGGAUCAAAGUCGAUAUCAAGACCCUCAGGGACCCCAGCCUGAGGCCCGAGCAGUAUGUUGCAAACCUUCUCGCCGACGCCUCAGAAGAGGAUAUCCGGAUCUAUCAGCAAGACCUACGCAAGGUCAAGAACCGCACUUCGACAGACCUUCAGCAUAACGUAUACCAAAACCGUACCCAGUUUAUCAAGAUCAGUAAAGAGGCGGACAAACUCAAGGGCGAAAUGCGCACUUUGCGCACGCUCAUGUCUGAACUGACGGGCACGCUGGGCCAAGCAACGUCGGCAAGCGGACUCGGCUCCACAGACACCUUGACUGCGCGGAAACAGGCGAACCGCAGCUCUGUGGCUAACCUUGAGGCACUGUGGAAUACCCAUUUGCAGACGUUGUGGAAGCGCGUCGAAGGAUCGCAGAAGUUUUUGCCGGCAACUCCUGGACGUCACAUUGUGUACGAGUCUGGCAGAUGGGUCGAACUGAACUCUGCAACUUGGAAAACGAAGAGGCGUGUGCAUUUGAUUUUGCUCAACGAUCACUUGCUCAUUGCAGCAGAAAAGAAGCGCGAAGCACCGCAAAAUCCCAAGGAGGCGAAGCAUAAGGAUCAGCACACACAGCUGGUAGCUGUCCGAUGCUGGCCGCUGCAGGACGUGCAAAUGGUGGACUUGGCGACCAAGGCAUCAACAUCUAAGAGCACUGGCGAAGUGGGAGACCGAGAGAGGAAGCGAGCGGCCGAUGCCAUUAACGUUCGUGUUGGCUCAGAGUCGUUCACCUUUGCAAACCCUGGACAUGAUCAGGUGGAAAAGGCGACGUUGCUUUCCUCAUUCCGCAAAGCCAUGGAAGAUUUGAGAAGAACUUUGGAAGCGGAGUCUGAGGAGCGCGGAAAGACGCAAGCCGACGUCAACUACUAUGCCAUGCGAGACUUGAGCGUCCUGAAAGAAGCAGACCUACUCGAGGGUUUGGGAGACAACGCGGCUCAUAACCGCUCCAGCUUGUUUUUGGACGUGGACGGAAAGCGACAGAGCUUACGGUGGGUCGAAAGCCAGCUUGAUGAGCUGGAUAUCAAUAUCGCUCUGCAACACUUCAAGCAAGCCGUGGAGCAGGUAGACAAAUUGGGGCGGAUAUCUAAGGGCAUCAAGGGAAACACCGUUGCGCAGGACAUCAUCGUCUUCAAGGUCAAUGAACGAGCCGCGAAAGUUGCAGGUCUUCUGACAAGGCAACUUCAAGAAACGCAUAACUGGCCCACAGCGACGAAGCGCCACGUAGACUGGCUAGUCCAGCUGGGUUUCGAAGACCGAGCCAGAGAAGCAUAUCUAGAAGCGCGCAGUGGUAUUGUCAAGAAGCGCACUCGGCAAUGCAUCUUCGAUGGUGAUCUGCACCAGUACAUCUACCAGCUCUCCUUCAUCUAUUUCACCGUCAUCCGCAACACGGUCCUGACGUACCAAUCGUGCUUCCCAGCGACGUCGAUGUCGGCGUGCGUCAAGUGGGCUAAAGAGCACGUUGAGUCGUUCAACGGCAUCCUGAGCCGUCAGCUCAGCACUGUCGAGCAGGAUAACCCGGUGUGGGUGGAGUGCAUGGCGAGGGCGAAGGAGCAUGGUGGCAUGCUGGCCGAUGUGGGCCUGGACUUCAAGGACCUGGUUGGCAAGAUAGAUAAUAUGGAGGACUCGGCGAUUGGGUUUGGCGGAGGACCCGGGGACGAGGAAGAGCAGGGCUUGGGAAUUUCGUAGAUGCGUAGAAUUUGAAGGUAUUUGGGGGAGGAAGAGAAUGGAAUGGUCGUUUUUGGGAUGGUGCAAAGUGUGGUUAAAUGUAGGUCGGGUUCCAAUUUGACUUUGAUAGUUUACACCACGGAGAUGGUUGAGCUGUGUUGCUGUAUGCUCAUGAGGGGGCAACUCAGCAGUUGGGAUUAUUGCUUUUUGCUUUGACAGCCUAUAGUCGAUACACGGCGU
Molecule: messenger RNA, 2415 nt
Organism: Aplosporella prunicola CBS 121167
Lineage: Eukaryota; Fungi; Ascomycota; Dothideomycetes; Botryosphaeriales; Aplosporellaceae
Exons: 3
Coding region: 97-2196 (699 amino acids)
Biological process (GO): intracellular protein localization; Golgi to plasma membrane transport; exocytosis
Cellular component (GO): exocyst
Source: RefSeq, a predicted model, not a curated record